AGAUUCAUUUUAUAUCUGUUAAUUGACAUUUUCCGAUUUUUCCUCCAUUACUUGGAAUUCAAGGUGACUAUGACAAUGAGGCUGCGUUCUUUUCUCCUCUUUAUACUCUCUGAUCAGAGGCAUGACAUUUCAUAGACCUCCCAAUUUUCAAAACCCCAAUCAUAUACCAUUCCUUUCAAUCUGUACCGAUGCACUUUGUGAUCAGAGGCAUAACAUUUCAUGGACCCCAUUUCAAAAUCCCAAUCAUAUACCGUUCCUUUCAAUCAUCAUCACUACAUACAUUUGAUGAACUCAUCAAAACAUAUACUCGUGAUCACGCUCUAAACCAGGGUAAACAUCUGCAUGCCCGCUUGAUCGUAAGCGGCUUAGCUUCUUCGAAUAAUUUUGCCUCCAAGCUCAUCUCUUUCUACACUGAAACUAGACAGUUAUCUAUUGUUCGUAAACUGUUCGACAGAAUUCCCAAACCAAACUUUUAUCAACGGACUGUCCUCAUCGGGGCCUACUCUCGACAUGGGUUUUAUCAGGAUGCUUUAGAUGUCUUCUCUGAAAUGCAAAAUGAAAGGUUAAGACCCAACAAGUUUGUUAUUCCAAGUGUUCUUAGAGCUUGUGGUCAUGUGUUUGAUUUACAAACUGGGAAGAUAUUGCACUCUGUGAUUUUGAGACAUUUGUUUGAAUCUGAUGUUGUUGUUAAUACUGCGUUAAUUGACAUGUAUUCAAGAUGCAGACAUGUUGAGAAGGCAAGAAAAGUGUUUGAUGGGAUGCAAGAAAAGGACUUGGUAGCAUUGAAUGCCAUGGUUUUAGGCUAUGCUCAAAAUGGUUUUGCAAAGGAAGGAUUUCUUUUGGUAGAACAAAUGCAAAUGUUGGAUAUCAAGCCUAAUUUAGUAACUUGGAAUACUUUAAUUUCAGGGUUUGCACAAGCAGGUGACAAAGUAAUGGUUCAAGAAUUGUUUGGAUUGAUGUCCAUGCAUGGCUUUGAGCCUGAUGUCAUUUCUUGGACUUCAGUUAUUUCAAGGUUUGUGCAAAAUUCUCACAAUGAGGCAGCUUUCGCUGCAUUUAAACAGAUGUUGCAGCAUGGGGCUUAUCCGAAUUCUGCUACUAUUAGCAGCCUCCUGCCUGCUUGUGCGUCUCUAGCAAAUGUGAGGCAUGGGAGAGAGUUACAUGGAUAUGCAUUUGCGAUUGGAGUUGAAGAGGAUAUAUAUGUAAGGAGUGCUCUUGUUGACAUGUAUUCUAAAUGUGGUCUUAUAUCUGAAGCAAGGAUGCUGUUUUCUAAGAUGCCUGAAAGACACACGGUUACUUGGAAUUCAAUGAUUUUUGGGUAUGCAAAUCAUGGCUACUGCGAUGAAGCUAUAGAGCUUUUCAAUCAGAUGGAGAAGACGGAGGCAAAGAAGAUCGAUCACUUGAGUUUCACAGCUGUUCUCACAGCCUGUAGCCAUGGUCGACUGGUUGAACUGGGACAGAGUUUGUUUCUUUUGAUGCAUGAAAAAUACAAGAUUGUUCCAAGAUUGGAGCAUUAUGCAUGCAUGAUUGAUCUUCUUGGUAGAGCAGGAAAACUGUCUGAGGCUUAUGAUAUGAUUAAGACAAUGCCAGUUGAGCCUGAUUUAUUCGUAUGGGGUGCAUUAUUGGGGGCUUGUAGGCAACAUGGGGAAAUAGAUCUUGCUGAAAUAGCUGCUAGGCAUUUGGCUGAGCUUGAGCCUAGGAAUGCUGGAAACAAUAUGCUUUUAUCAAAUUUAUAUGCUGAUGCUGGCAGUUGGGAAAAUGUUGCAAAGUUAAAGAUGGGGAAGAGAAAAAGGUUGAGAAAAUUUUCCGCGUACAGUUGCAUACAAUUGUUAUAACAGACCCCGAAAAGUGGACCAAAGUCCAUCAACACGUUUAGUGGUGAGGAGAGAGAGUAAAAGACGCACUGAUUUUGUGUGAAAUUUUAGAAAUUAUUCUCCACUUUUUUUUUUUAAAUUGUACUACUUGGGGACUUUUGUUCCUCUUUUUAUACUUAUUUUUAAAUUAUUAUUGUUUUUUUGAAUUAUUAUGCACCAGGCU
Messenger RNA from Ricinus communis (castor bean), 2034 nucleotides. Its product is annotated as pentatricopeptide repeat-containing protein At5g59600. Gene Ontology annotation, molecular function: protein binding; RNA binding. The transcript has a single exon. The coding region runs from base 189 to 1832 and encodes 547 amino acids. Gene Ontology annotation, biological process: RNA modification. The record is from RefSeq and is a predicted model, not a curated record. NCBI's taxonomy places the organism in Eukaryota, Viridiplantae, Streptophyta, Magnoliopsida, Malpighiales, Euphorbiaceae.